AAUUUAUGGUUACUUUGCUUUAGUUGUACUGAGCAAUCCAAGCCUAGAUUCACCCAGGGCUCUCAGAGCACUCCCAAACUGCAGGGGGCAAUCAUGCAACAAAAGUUGGUGGAACCAACUUUUGGGGAAGUAGCUUUUGGGACUAUAUUUGCCUGCGCACCCACAGAGAGAGCAUGGCAUUGAAAUGUUUGUAGAGAGUUCGGUUGGUUCUCUCAUUUAUUCCUGGAAAAGGAUACUAUGAUUACAGCUCCUGAUCACUCAAAGACGCAACUGGUUAUCAACCUAUACGUACUGCCCCACACUGAUCUAUCAAGUCACAUUCAAGAAACUAUACCAUAUUAUUCCAUCACUGGUCUAUCAAACCAUCUCAAAGAAAAUAAAGAAUCAAGAAGUGGAAAGAUUGAGUUGUCCUUUGCGUUCUUCAGAGACAAAAGCAGUUUUCAAGUUUGGGCUGAGCUGUAAUCAAUUAAAAACACACAGAACUUGACAGUUGAUAACCAGUGGUGGCAGUGAGAAUAAGGAUAAAAGGCCUGAAGUCAAGCUGUCAACGCAAAGGAAGAAUUGACUGGAAACUUUUUCACCAUGGCAAAGGAAACUCUUGGGAAGACAGUCAAGCAACUGAAACAAGAGCGGACCUUAGCUAAAUCUGCUUUCACCAAGCAAGCAAACUACCUGAGCAAAGCUGCAAAUGAGAUGAUUAAAGGUGAACUUCAAGAGGAGUUCAGCAAACUUAGUUCCUUGGCAAGACAUGUCAGCGAUGCAAAUGAUGACUACGGAGCUGGUCUACUGACUGAAGUAGGAACUGAGGAGGAUGAAGAAGUCAAGCUCAACAAGCACCAGCAGGCUGAACUUGAAAAGACAAUGGAAGAGUGUGACAUGAGACUGGGGGACAUCCGUGAGGCAGUCCAAGCCAACCUCUGGUCAAGAUAUGGUAAAGAGGAGGUAGACUUUGCAAUCCAAGAAGCGGAAAAAGCCUGUGACAGAGCCCAAGCAAGCCCCAUCACUGCUAUCAAUAGAGACGGCUAUGAACUGCAGCUGGAGAGAGCAAGGAAGCUAAUCCAUGAUGCAACUGUAAGCCUGAAAGACUGGGAAAAAUGGAUCCCACAUGAUCAGACAGCAGACCUGAAAGGCAGAUUAAAAGACCUGAGAAUAUUCGGGAGCAACCUUGAGGCCAGAAGAGCAGAAUUCCUCACCGCACAAAAAAUUGCAGAAGAGAAAAGAAGAGGUCCAGACCAACAGCCUCAACCAACAGCAGUUCCACAACCAGUGGUGAGAAUAAAGCCAACCAGCCUACCUAAAUUCACUGGGAUUAGGAGAAAUUUCCAUAGAUGGAAGAGAGACUGGGAAAGUCUGCAAAAGCAGGGAGAACCGAGUGGAUCAGUGGAAGUGAAGAAGUUUCAACUCCUUGACAGUGUGGAUGAAAGGAUAUGUAGAGACCUGGGCUUGUCAACAUACAACAGUGCUGAAGACAUAUUGAGAGUACUUCAAAACAGGUAUGGAAACAAGCCAACGAUUGCUUUGGAGAUAAUUGAGGAUUCAAGAGGAAAGAAUCUGUGA
Messenger RNA from Micropterus dolomieu (smallmouth bass), 1557 nucleotides. RefSeq lists its product as uncharacterized. The coding region runs from base 583 to 1557 and encodes 324 amino acids. Lineage: Eukaryota; Metazoa; Chordata; Actinopteri; Centrarchiformes; Centrarchidae. The transcript is spliced from 2 exons. The record is from RefSeq and is a predicted model, not a curated record.